AUGGCACGGAGGACGGACACAGAGAAUGUCAAGGAGCUUCUGCGCCUGCUUUCUGUUAGCGAGACUUUCACUCAGUACGAUGCUUUGGAACAGCUGCAGCGGAUCUACUCCCGCCUUCCAGAGCCCGUUAAUGCUGCUAUCCUGGCGGAUCCGAGGUCACUGGGUCACCUGAUGCACGUGCUGCAGACCUCACCCGUUGAGUACGUGCGCAAUGAAUGCUUGAGUUUCUUGCUUUUGCUGACCGCAGAUAAUGCUGAUAUUCAGACGAUCGUAACUGUGCAGGGCUUCAUCGAGACUAUAUUCUCCAUCCUCGAAGAUGAAGAUCUCACCUUGGGUGGCAAAGUUGCACGAGAUCUGCUGCGGUGCCUGAUGAAUGUGGUGGGGAAUACCACAUGCCAGAAGUAUCUGCGAGAAACAGAUGGGGCGGCCUCUCUUGUGUCUGCAAUUUCGCACGCAGUUGCUGGAAAGCCUGGCAGUGAGAGUGAGGAGGAAGAUAAGCCAGAGGUCUCUGCGGAGUCUCGUUGGGCCUGCCUAUCUCUGCUGCUGGAUGCUGCGCUUUUGCUGGCUAGUCCUCUCGAGGAGGCCGAGGCUCGAGAAGCUGAAGCCAAUCGCCUGGCGCUAAUCAAGGCAGGCGCGCUCGACCUGUGCCAGCACCUCUCCAACCCGCAGCUCGCAGAGGCCGCACAGCUGAUGCUUGUGCGGCUCUUCGAGUCGCUGGAACAGUGCCCACAGGCAGAGCCAUGUUCCAUGCCAUGUUCCAUGCCAUGUUCCAUGCCAUGUUCCGUGCCAUUUCACAAGUCACCCGUUUCCUUGAAUCAUGGCCAUGAUGUGCAGAUGUGCAGAGCUACAGCAGCAACAGCAUGUGGCUUGUGA
Messenger RNA from Symbiodinium natans, 873 nucleotides. Lineage: Eukaryota; Dinophyceae; Suessiales; Symbiodiniaceae. The record is from the annotation of a GenBank genome assembly.